GGGCACAGACACGAUUCUUGACUGUUUUGAGGUUUAUGAGUAUUCCCUCUCGUUGUUCUGGAUGGUACUUUCCCCGUCUUCUGUGGUUUCCUCAUACUUGCAGGUUAAUAGUACUUGGUUGUGUACCUGAAGGUGACCUUUUACAGAACAGGCGUUCUCUGUGUGCAUCAUUCCUCUUCUGUACUCUGCCUUAGGAAAUCUAGCCAUUUGGUCUCUGUGGACUCCUGGCUCCAUUGUAGGGAGACCACCGGCUGCCCCUCGAUUUAUCUUCCCGGUGCAUGGUGUGGACUUUCCCCAGGCAGGAAGUGCUUUCUCUUCCGUCUCUUCGUUCCCAGUCUCUUCAGGAAUAUUGUCUUAUAUAGUUUGUUUGGUUUUUACGGUUUUUUUAAGUCCAUAGGGUAAACUCAGUGUCUGUUCCUUCGUGUUGGCUAGAAACGUGGAACUCAGUAUAAUAUUUUAGUAGAAAAGGGGCACGAAAAGAAAAUUACUUUUGAAACUUCUAUUUCUUUUUACCGAAACCCUAAGUUUUCGUAGGCUCCUUGGAGAGAAUAGUUAUGUUGAAUUUUCUCCGAACAUUUGUUUUCAUGUAAUACUCAGAGCUCCCGGCCCAGCACAGGGGAGGUGGCGGGGCUGCCGGUGUCACUGCUGCUCUGCUGCCCUGUUUCAGUUCCAGGCCUGCUUCUGCUGACCUGGUGGGUGCAGCAGGCCCAGCCACCAGGUCCGUCCUCCCCGUCCUCUAAAGGCUGACUUUGUUUGCAGAGGACAUCUCCUAUGGUCCUCGAUGGGCUUCCUGGAAUAUUGGUGUGUUUAUUUGCAUCAGAUGUGCUGGCAUCCAUAGGAAUCUUGGGGUUCAUAUAUCCAGGGUCAAGUCAGUCAACCUAGACCAAUGGACACCGGAACAGAUCCAGUGCAUGCAAGAUAUGGGAAAUACUAAAGCAAGACUACUAUAUGAAGCCAAUCUUCCAGAGAACUUUCGAAGACCACAGACAGAUCAAGCAGUGGAAUUUUUCAUCAGAGAUAAAUAUGAAAAGAAGAAAUACUACGAUAAAAAUGCUAUCGCUAUUACAAAUAUUUCCUCCUCUGAUGCUCCUCUUCAGCCUUUGGUAUCCUCUCCUUCUCUACAAACUGCUGUUGAGAAGAACAAAUUGGAGAAAGAAAAAGAAAAAAAAAAGGAAGAGAAAAAGAGAGAAAAGGAGCCAGAAAAGCCUGCAAAACCUCUUACAACUGAAAAGCUGCAGAAGAAAGAAGAUCAGCAAUUGGAGCCUAAAAAAAGUACCAGCCCUAAAAACGCUGCAGAGCUCACUGUUGACCUUUUAGGACUCGACGGCCCUGCCGAGGUGCCAGUGACUAAUGGGAACACAGCCACGGGACAGGCCUUGAACGAUGAUCUGGACAUCUUUGGACCGAUGAUUUCUAAUCCCUUACCCGCGACUGUCCUGCCGCCAGCUCAGGGGACGUCCUCUGUACCAGCAGUUGCCGCUCUGUCUACAGUGACAUCUGGGGAUCUGGAUCUAUUCACUGAGCAAGCUACUAAGUCAGAAGAGGUGGCCAAGAAACAGCUCUCCAAAGACUCCAUCUUAUCUCUGUAUGGCACAGGGACCAUCCAGCAGCAGAGUGCUCCUGGUGUGUUUAUGGGACCCACAAAUAUACCGUUUCCCUCACAAGCACCGGCUGCAUUUCAAGGCUUCCCGUCCAUGGGCGGGCCUGUGCCUGCAGCUCCUGGCCUUGCGGGAAGCGUGAUGGGGCCGAGCGCGGGCGUGAUGGUGGGCGUGCCCCUGCCCAACGGCUUCAUGGGAAACGCACAGACUGGGGUGAUGCCACUUCCGCAGAGUGUGGUCGGCCCCCCAGGAGGGAUGGUGGGACACGUGGGUGCAGCCCAGAGUAAGUUUGGCCUGCCGCCAGCUCAGCAGCCCCCAUGGAACUUCUCCCAGGUGAACCAGCAGAUGGCUGGCCUGAGCCUGGGUGGCGCAAGCUCCGCGGCGGGCUUCAGCCAGCCCCCCAGCACCACCGCGGGGGCCGCGGGGUGGUCGGGGGCCUCGUCAGGUCAGACGCUCAGCACGCAGCUGUGGAAGUGACCCUGCAGCACGGCGCACGGCGCUCCCCCCCCCCCCCGACAUUCCUGCGGAGAUGCAGCCGGGUUCCCCUGUUCAUUCGUGUACAUAAUAUUUUUUUCUUUUUUUCCCCAUUUGUUCAUAUUAAGAAUUAUCUGAUUGACCGUGUUGGUCUGUACUGAUGGAUUAAAUUUGCUGUGGUGAAAAGCAGGUUGAGAAACCAUUUCAUGUCGAGGGCAGCUUUUGCUCACAUUUCCCAGGAUUUCAUAGACACAGUAUCUGGGAAGCUGCUCAGUCAACGUGCAUAAUCAGUUUCCCUCUCGAUGAAAUUAUAGCUCUCAUGUUUGUUUGUUUGCAUAUAAGGGAAGUAGCUAUCAUGUUUGUUAGUAAUACCUCUAACAGUAUGAACCCCACCCCCAGAUUAGCCAGUAAUCCUGUAGGAAGGUACUGUAUGAUCAAAUGUUUAAUCAUAUAAAUAGAAUGUCAUUGUAUCACUGAGCACUGUUUUCUAGUGUAUCCAGAUUCUUUUAUGUCAUCAUUCACGUCACUGUGCUGUUGCUAUGAUGUGCUUAACCGGGAACGUGGUUAGAGAAAGGAAGAUAAGCCUGGAUGUUACUACCAAAUUAGUUGUUUAACGAAUGUUUGAAGAAGUCAGAUUUUACCUGCCUCCCUUGUAAUUGGGAUCUCUUCCUAUGUACACAUAGUGCUAACAAACACGAGACCUUUCUCCGCACUAGAUGCAAACAGGGUAACUAAACAAGCCACUUCAACCCUUGAAGGCGUAUCCAGGUUUAUGACAGUAAUUGUGUUUACAUUUUAUGGUGCCUAGUACUGACAGAUGUCAUAUCCCUGUAUUAAACAGAUGAAUCCAUA
Physeter macrocephalus (sperm whale) is the source of this 2924-nucleotide messenger RNA. RefSeq names its product small ArfGAP 1 (gene SMAP1). Gene Ontology annotation, biological process: regulation of clathrin-dependent endocytosis. The transcript is spliced from 11 exons. Gene Ontology annotation, cellular component: cytoplasm. Lineage: Eukaryota; Metazoa; Chordata; Mammalia; Artiodactyla; Physeteridae. The record is from RefSeq and is a predicted model, not a curated record. Gene Ontology annotation, molecular function: metal ion binding; GTPase activator activity. The coding region runs from base 912 to 2075 and encodes 387 amino acids.